Molecule: messenger RNA, 1372 nt
Organism: Syngnathoides biaculeatus (alligator pipefish)
Lineage: Eukaryota; Metazoa; Chordata; Actinopteri; Syngnathiformes; Syngnathidae
Product: apoptosis facilitator Bcl-2-like protein 14
Exons: 7
Coding region: 181-1047 (288 amino acids)
Biological process (GO): regulation of apoptotic process
Source: RefSeq, a predicted model, not a curated record
CCAAGUUGGGCGUCGGUCUCAGGGGUUGCGUCAUGACGUCAUGACGGUAUGACGUUCGGUUGAAAGCGGAAGUAACGCCGACAGAACGACCGGCGAGCGGAAGUUGGUUUUCUUGUUCGGACUUGUUUGCCGGCUGGGGCUGUUCAGUGUUGGCUCUUCUUUUUUGCGCAGCAAAGCAACAUGUCGAACGGACUCGUCGAGAUCCACGACCCCUUCGCUGACCGCGAUGACCUCAGCGGGGCGACCUCGGAAGCGGACAGCCUCCAACACACGGCGGAGUUCCGCCUCCUGAUGGCGUACGCCAAGAGGAGACGGCGGCGGGAGAAGACGGGCCGCUCGCCCGUCGAGGAGGGCGGGACGGCCGCGGCGCCGGUCCGGAGCCGCGAAGAAACGACGCCGGCCGAAACCAAGAAGAAGAAAAAGUGGAAACGCCUGCCCAACAUUUUGAGGUGCGUCAAACCCGAGACGGGCAACAGCCACAAAGCGCCCGAGAGGCAAAAUGAUGUCGUCAGGUGCUUGGGAGAUCUGCCAGUCGUUUCCCUGGUGGACCUGAACGAGUCGCAGGACAUGAUGGACGAGGCGGCGAGCAGGCUGACCGAGAUCGCCGACGACGUCCCCUUCGCUCCGCCGGACCUGGAGGCCGAUUCGCCCGACGAUGCGGAGGCCGACGUGGAGAAGCUGAUUGGUCUCCUGCUGAGGGAGUGCGGAGACCAUUUCGAUGAGGAGGUGACAAAAGAAUUGAAGGAAACUUUAAGGUCCACGCUGCUUUCCUGGAACUACGGCUUCUUCGAGAGGUUGAUGCAGACCCUGCUGAAGAGGAUGGGUCUCUUCAACCCUGACCCCGACGCGCCGGGCCCGCAGACGUCGCCCAAGACUCAAAUCGCCGUCGCCUGCGAGGUGACGAGCCGCCUGUCCGCCGCCGACACGCUCCCCGUGAACCGCCUCUUGGGCUACGGCGCCACCUACCUGCAGAAUCACUUCUCCUCGUGGGCCAAGCAGCAGGGCGGUUACGAGGCGGCGUUCAAUGACGACGACGAAGUUCAGUGAUGGCUGAAAUUUUGCACUCUGAAGCUUCCUGAUUUGACGCACUUCACCGUUUUGCACGUACGCGAUGGCGAGAUGUGAUGUGGACUCGGAUAUUUUUCAGUGAUUCUUGUCUCGUUCGGGAACUUUGCAGCACUUCGAGCUCCAUCUGACAUGCUCAGCUUAGAAAAAGUCGAGCAUUGCUUUUGGGUAAAAUAUCUGUGAACAAAUGAUUUUUGAGUCACGUGUGUGUGUAUUUUGAAUGAGAAAUUAAAAAAAUUAUCGUGAGGAGAAGCGGCUCGGAAAUUGGAUGGAUCGUCAGCAAUGGUGGCGUUUUUUUUUUUUUUUU